Molecule: messenger RNA, 1713 nt
Organism: Mytilus californianus (California mussel)
Lineage: Eukaryota; Metazoa; Mollusca; Bivalvia; Mytilida; Mytilidae
Product: angiopoietin-related protein 2-like
Exons: 7
Coding region: 78-1340 (420 amino acids)
Source: RefSeq, a predicted model, not a curated record
AUGAAUCUACAAACAUGUUGCCUAUUUAAGCAGUUAGAAAAUAUGUUUAAAUAAAUGAUUGUCUUCGCGAAUUAGAGAUGAAUAGGGACAAAUCGUUACGAAGUAUACUACUUUCGUUACUUUUGUUCCAACAAUGUAGUUCACUUUUAGAAGACGUGUGUGAAAAAGACGACUACGAGUGUCAACAUCCUGAUGAUAUUGAUGGUAUUGGGCACUUGCAGCACAAUAAAAGUCAGAACAUUAAUAUUCUACGACGUCUGCAACGUAUGAGUAUGCUCCAAUGUGUCAAAGAAUGCUUCAUGACGUCGCAGUGUAUCGCAAUAAACUACAGAAAGAAUUGGAAGCUCUGUGACAUACUUGACAAGUUACCCGAUGGAGAAAAUCUUCAAAAUGAAUCUGGUAGUAUUUAUACUAAAAUAGCAAGCUGGCCAAAGUCCCUUGCCGGAGGAUGUUCAAAAAACACAUGUAAACCAGGACAGAAAUGUGAGAAGCAGCCAAAUGGUGGACUCGGUUGUAUCCCUGUCUAUUGUGAAAGUCCUGCGCCGACGACACCAAAUGCUACCUGCAUUGAAACUUUUGGAUUGUAUCGAAAUCUUGGAACUGGAAUACAAUUUAAAUGUAACAACGGAUUCACGAUAAAAGGACGUCCAUUCCAAGUAUGUAGUGAAAAUGGAGAAUGGAAACAAUUGUUUUGUUGCAUAAAAAAAUCACUUCGUCCACAUGAUUGUGGUGACAUACCAGUACAGUGUCCAUCAGCAGUAUACAAAAUUUACCCGACAGCCACCAGUCAUCUGGAUGUUUACUGUGACAUGGAAACAGCUGGCGGAAGUUGGACUGUCAUUCAGAGAAGAAUCGAUGGAUCUACAGAUUUCUAUAGAGGAUGGUCUGAUUAUGAACAGGGAUUUGGCAGACUUGACAGUGAAUAUUGGUUAGGAAACCAGAAUAUACAUACUAUUACAUCGUCUGGAAAUUACGAGCUGUUCAUACAUUUGGAAGACUUUGAUGGAAAGACAAGAUAUGCACAGUACAGUACGUUUAAGGUCGAGGACUCCCAGUCAAACUUUAUAUUACACAUCAGUGGAUACACUGGAAAUGCAGGAGACAGCCUUAUUCUCCACAACAAUAUGAUGUUUACUACCACAGAUAAAGACAACGAUCUAUGGAAGCGUGUAAACUGUGCUGAUCAUAGAAUAGGAGCAUGGUGGUACAAGCAUUGCAUCAGGUCUAACUUAAAUGGCAUGUAUGGAUACAGAAACAAUGGGCAGAUACUUUGGAGAUCAUGGAAAAACAAAGAAUCGAUGAAAUCUACAAAAAUGAUGAUUAAGAAAACACAAGAAUGAUAAUAAUAAACAGAGUUUUUUUUUGACAAUUUAUAUUCUAUCAAUUAAUAAUUCUUUCCCUCAAUAUUGUUCUUUUGUAUUUGUUAUUAUUAUAAUCUCAUGUUGCUUCUUGUGGGUUCACUAAUUUGGAAUAGAGUAUAUUCUUUUUAUUCUAUUCUAUUCUAACCUUAUAAGCAUCUUGCAAACAAGAGAUUUCGUUACCCCUGGAACAGUAUUCAGAUUAUCUAGUGUCGUACAUAAGUAGGCCUUGAAAUACAACCUAGGAAUCCGGGUUCCUGUAGUUCCAAUUUUGUAUCAGACAUCAUACGUACUUUUCAUUGUUCGUAACUAUGGCUUUACGAAAACUACCAUUCAAUAAAUAUUACUGUUUUAA